This is a messenger RNA of Penicillium arizonense, 303 nucleotides long. RefSeq lists its product as uncharacterized. The record is from RefSeq and is a predicted model, not a curated record. The transcript has a single exon. The annotation marks the transcript as partial. NCBI's taxonomy places the organism in Eukaryota, Fungi, Ascomycota, Eurotiomycetes, Eurotiales, Aspergillaceae.
UUCGCCUUUCCAGCAGGUCGAAUUGUCGGACUCUAUCGACGCCUAUGGGAGUCGUGCGUGUCCAAACACAUCGAUGGCCAGAACCUAGAGCAGAGCAAUCAGAUCUUGAAGGAGGCUAGCAGACACCUGACUAAAGAGAGGGACGGACUUCAGCUUCGCCACGACAAGCAGCUGUCUCGGCUGCGCUUCUUUGAGCAGGCACUGGAAUCAUCUCGGGGUCGAUUGACUAGGAUCCUCGAUGACUGGGAUCACCCUUGCAGACUCAAUCUACCAGGGUUUUUGGACAACGCAAGAGAAGAGUGA